GGGGUGGGGGGAGGCACGGGGCGCCCUUCGCUCCCUCCUCCCGAGGAGCCGCCGCCGCCGCCGCCGCUGCCGCCGCCAUUUUGGGUUCGCUUUGCGGAGGGGGAGACGAUCCCGGUCUCGGUGGCGGGACCCGCCUCCCCUGUUUCCACCGCCUCCCUCCGCACCGUGAACCCUCCGCCUUUUCCCUUCUCGCUCUCCUCGCUCUCCUCGCUCUCUCGCGCGUUUCCGCCAGUCGGCUUAGCCGCUGGCCGACUCCUGACGAGAGCGGGAGGGAUCCGCUGUGGACCCGGGGAAGCGGAGGCGCCUGGCGGCCACCCUCUGCCCCCACGGCGCACACACAGACACACACAGACACACACACACACACACACACUCCCUCCUCCUCCUCUCCCCCACUUGUCUGCACUCUCAUCGCUCUCGGCCUCGGCCUCUGACACGAGAAAGAGAUGCUGGUUCCAAGUUUUGGAGAUCCCUGCUUUUUGUGGAACACGGUUCUUUAAAAUUUUCCUAAGAUUUCUUGGCAAUAUAUAUGCUUGUGAUGGACCCUAGAAAUACUGCUAUGUUAGGAUUGGGCUCUGAUUCCGAAGGUUUUUUACGAAAGAGUCCUUCUGCCAUCCAUUCUGGCACGCUGGUCAAUAAGAGAGAAGUGGAGCUAGAGAAUAACGCAAAAGAGGAAGAGGACCUUCGAAAACGGAAUCGGGAAAGAAACAUCGAAACAGGGAAAGAGGAUGGUUUGACUGAUGCACAGCAACAGUUUUCAGUGAAAGAAACAAACUUUUCAGAGGGAAACUUAAAAUUGAAAAUUGGCCUUCAGGCUAAAAGAACUAAAAAACCUCCAAAGAACUUGGAAAAUUAUGUAUGUCGACCAGCCAUAAAAACAACUAUAAAGCAUCCAAGGAAAACACUUAAAACUGGGAAAAUGACUGAUGAAAAGAAUGAACACUGUUCUUCGAAACGGGACCCUUCAAAGUUGUACAAGAAAGCAGGGGAUGUUGCAGCCAUUGAAUGUCAAUCUGAAGAAAGCAUCCGUCUUCAUUUGCAGGGAGAAAACAAUCCUUUGUCCAAGAAGCUUUCUCCAGUACACUCAGAAAUGACCGAUUAUGUUAAUUUGUCACCAUCUACUCUUGUUGGUAGUCGGGAUCCUGAUUUAAAGGACAGAGCAUUACUUAAUGGAGGAACUAGUGUAACGGAAAAGUUAGCACAACUCAUUGCUACUUGUCCUCCCUCCAAGUCUUCCAAGACAAAACCGAAGAAGUUAGGAACAGGCACUACAGCAGGAUUGGUUAGCAAGGAUUUAAUCAGGAAAGCAGGCAUUGGCUCUGUAGCUGGAAUAAUACACAAGGACUUAAUAAAAAAACCAACUAUUAGCACAGCAGUUGGAUUGGUAACUAAAGAUCCUGGGAAAAAGCCAAUGUUUAAUCCAGCAGUAGGACUGGUCAGUAAAGACUCUGUGAAAAAAUUGGGCACUGGCACUACAGCUGUAUUCAUUAAUAAAGACUUAGGCAAAAAGCCAGGUACUAUCACUACAGUAGGACUGCUAAGCAAGGAUUCAGGAAAGAAGCUAGGAAUUGGUAUUGUGCCAGGUUUAAUGAAUAAGGAGUCUGGCAAGAAGUUAGGAAUUGGCACAGUGGUUGGACUGGUUAAUAAGGACUUGGGAAGGAAAUUGAGUUCUACUGUUGGCCUAGUGGCCAAAGACUGUGCAAAAAAGAUUGUAGCAAAUUCAUCAAUGGGAUUGGUUAAUAAAGACAUUGGAAAGAAGCUAGUGACCUGUCCUGUGGCAGGAUUGGUCAGUAAAGAUUCCAUAAAUCUUAAAGCUGAAGCACUGCUCUCCACUCAGGAUCCACUUAAGGCUUCUUGUAGUACAAACAUCAGUAAUCAUGAAAGUCAAGAACUUUCUGAGUCCUUGAAAGACAGUGCCACCAGCAAAAAUUUUGAGAAGAAUGUCAUGCGGCAGAGUAAAGAAAGUGUCCUGGAAAAGUUCUCAGUUCGAAAAGAAAUCAUUAAUUUGGAGAAAGAAAUAUUUAAUGAAGGAACGUGUAUUCAGCAAGACAGUUUCUCAUCCAGUGAAAGGGGAUCUUAUGACACCUCAAAGCAUGAAAAGCAACCUCCUGUAUAUUGCACUUCUACAGACUUUCAACUGGGAGGUGGUUCUGAUAUAACUACAGCUAAAUCUCCGUUUAGUGCAGUAGGAGAAAGCAAUCUGCCUUCCCCAUCACCUACUGUAUCUGUUAAUCCUUUAACUAAAAAUCCAUCUGAAACGUCUUCACAAUUGGCUCCUAAUCCAUUACGUCUAAGUCCUACUACAGAAUUAAUGGAAGAAAUUUCUGAAUCUGUUAAGAGUCAGUUUACUUCUGAAAGUGCUCAUUUGAAUGUUGGUCAUAGGUCAAUGGGUCAUAGCAUAAGUAUUGAAUGUAAAGGGAUUGAUAAAGAGCUAAAUGAUUCAAAAACUACACAUAUAGAUAUUCCAAGAAUAAGCUCUUCCCUUGGAAAAAAGCCAAAUUUGACUUCUGAAUCCAGUAUUCAUAGCAUUACUCCCUCAGUUGUUAACUUCACUAGUUUAUUUAGUAACAAACCUUUUCUAAAACUUGGUGCAGUAACUGCAUCAGACAAACACUGCCAAGUUGCUGAGAGUCUAAGUGCUAGUUUACAGUCCAAACCAUUAAAAAAAAGAAAAGGACGAAAACCUCGGUGGACUAAAGUGGUUGCAAGAAGCACAUGCCGGUCUCCAAAAGGGCUAGAGUUGGAGCGAUCAGAGCUUUUUAAAAAUGUUUCCUGUGGCUCACUAUCAAAUAGUUCUGAGCCAGCCAAGUUUAUGAAAAACAUUGGAUCAUCAUCAUUUGUAGAUCAUGACUUUCUUAAACGUCGAUUGCCAAAGUUGAGCAAAUCCACAGCUCCGUCUCUUGCUCUGUUAACUGAUAGUGAAAAACCGUCUCAUAAAUCUUUUGCUACUCAUAAACUAUCCUCUAGUAUGUGUGUGUCCAGUGACCUUUUGUCUGAUAUUUAUAAGCCCAAAAGAGGAAGGCCUAAAUCUAAAGAAAUGCCUCAGCUAGAAGGUCCACCUAAACGGACUUUAAAAAUUCCUGCCUCUAAAGUUUUUUCUUUGCAGUCUAAAGAAGAACAAGAACCCCCCAUUUUACAGCCAGAAAUUGAAAUCCCUUCUUUCAAACCAAGUUUGUCUGUGUCUCCUUUUCCAAAAAAGAGAGGCAGGCCUAAGAGGCAAAUGAGAUCUCCAGUCAAGAUGAAACCACCUGUGCUGUCUGUGGCUCCAUUUGUUGCCACUGACAGUCCAAGCAAGUUGGAGUCAGAAAGUGACAACCAGAGAAGCAGCAGUGAUUUCUUUGAGAGUGAAGAUCAACUUCAGGAUCCAGAUGACUUAGAUGACAGUCACAGGCCAAGUGUUUGCAGCAUGAGUGACCUUGAAAUGGAACCAGAUAAGAAAAUUACCAAGAGAAACAAUGGACAAUUAAUGAAAACAAUUAUUCGCAAAAUAAAUAAAAUGAAGACUUUAAAGAGAAAGAAACUGUUAAAUCAGAUUCUUUCUACUUCAGUAGAACCAAGUAAUAAAGGGAAAGUGCAAUCCAAGCUCCAUAAUACAGUAUCGAGUCUUGCUGCCACAUUUGGCUCUAAAUUGGGCCAACAAAUAAAUGUCAGUAAGAAAGGAACCAUUUACAUAGGAAAGAGGAGGGGUCGCAAACCAAAAACUGUCUUAAAUGGUAUUCUUUCUGGUAGCCCUACUAGCCUUGCUGUACUUGAGCAAACAGCACAACAGGCAGCUGGGUCAGCAUUAGGACAGAUUCUGCCUCCUUUGCUGCCUUCCUCUGCUAGUAGUUCCGAGAUUCUCCCAUCACCUGUUUGCUCUCAGUCUUCUGGGACUAGUGGGGGUCAGAGCCCUGUCAGCAGUGAUGCUGGCUUUGUUGAACCCAGUUCAGUGCCAUAUUUGCAUUUACACUCCAGACAGGGCAGUAUGAUUCAGACUCUUGCAAUGAAGAAGGCCUCAAAGGGCAGGAGGCGAUUAUCUCCUCCUACUUUGUUGCCAAAUUCUCCUUCUCACUUGAGUGAACUCACAUCUCUGAAAGAAGCUACUCCUUCCCCAAUUAGUGAGUCUCAUAGUGAUGAGACCAUUCCCAGUGAUAGUGGGAUCGGAACAGAUAAUAACAGCACAUCAGACAGGGCAGAGAAAUUUUGUGGACAGAAAAAGAGGAGGCAUUCUUUUGAGCAUGUUUCUCUGAUUCCCCCUGAAACUUCUACCGUCUUAAGUGGUCUUAAAGAAAAACAUAAACACAAAUGUAAGCGCAGAAAUCAUGAUUAUCUAAGCUACGACAAGAUAAAACGACAGAAACGAAAACGGAAAAAGAAAUACCCGCAACUCCGAAAUAGACAGGAUCCAGACUUUAUUGCAGAGUUGGAGGAACUAAUAAGUCGUCUAAGUGAAAUUCGAAUCACCCACCGGAGUCAUCAUUUUAUCCCCAGAGACCUUUUGCCUACUAUCUUUCGAAUCAACUUUAAUAGUUUCUAUACACAUCCUUCAUUUCCCUUGGACCCUUUGCACUACAUUAGAAAACCUGACCUAAAAAAGAAAAGGGGGAGGCCCCCAAAGAUGAGGGAGGCAAUGGCUGAGAUGCCUUUCAUGCACAGCCUUAGUUUUCCUCUUUCUAGUACUGGCUUCUAUCCCUCUUACGGCAUGCCUUAUUCUCCCUCACCCCUCACAGCUGCUCCUAUAGGGUUAGGUUACUAUGGGAGGUAUCCUCCCACUCUCUAUCCACCCCCUCCAUCUCCUUCUUUCACCACUCCACUUCCACCCCCUUCUUAUAUGCAUGCUGGUCAUUUACUUCUGAAUCCUACCAAAUACCAUAAGAAAAAACAUAAGCUACUUCGACAGGAGGCCUUCCUUACAACUAGUAGGACUCCCCUCCUUUCCAUGAGUACAUAUCCCAGUGUUCCUCCCGAAAUGGCUUAUGGUUGGAUGGUUGAGCACAAACACAGACAUCGGCACAAACACAGGGAACACCGAUCUGAACAACCCCAGGUUUCCAUGGACACUGGUUCUUCCCGAUCCGUCCUGGAGUCACUGAAGCGCUAUCGCUUCGGAAAGGACUCUGUUGGAGAGCGAUACAAGCAUAAAGAGAAGCAUCGGUGUCAUAUGUCCUGCCCUCAUCUCUCUCCUUCUAAAAGCUUGAUCAACAGAGAAGAACAGUGGGUCCACCGAGAGCCUACAGAAGCUAGUUCCCUGGCCUUGGGAUUGCAGACACCUUUGCAGAUUGACUGUUCAGAAAGUUCUCCAAGUUUAUCUCUUGGAGGUUUUACUCCCAACUCUGAGCCAGCCAGCAGUGAUGAGCAUACAAACCUUUUCACAAGUGCAAUAGGCAGCUGCAGAGUUUCAAACCCUCACUCCAGUGGCCGGAAGAGAUUAACUGAAAGCCCUGGACUCUUUUCCACACAGGACACUACACUCAGUCGUCCUCACAGAAAGGAGCCACUGCCUUCCAGUGAGAGAGCAGUGCAGACUUUAACAGGUUCCCAGUCAACUUCAGAUAAACCCUCCCAGAGACCAUCAGAAAGCACAAACUGUAGCCCUGCCCGAAAAAGGUCUUCAUCCGAGAGUACUUCUUCAACAGUAAAUGGAGUUCCCUCCCGAAGCCCAAGAUUGGUUGCUUCUGGGGAUGAUUCUGUGGAUAGCCUGUUGCAGCGAAUGGUACACAAUGAAGACCAACUACCUGUGGAUAACAGGAUUGAUGCUGUGAUUGCAGCUGCCCCUGCGGCACCUUCUUCUAGUCCAGGGUGCAGCCACAGUAAAGAACGAAUGCUGGGAAAACCAGACAGCCUUCUAGUGCCUGCAGUCCCCAUUGAGUCUUGCAGUAACAGCAUCUCACUCCUUUCUGAAAAAUUGACAAGCAGCUGCUCUCCUCAUCAUAUAAAAAGAAGUGUAAUGGAAGCUAUGCAGCGCCAGGCUCGGAAAAUGUGCAAUUAUGACAAAAUCUUGGCCACUAAGAAAAACUUAGACCAUGUCAAUAAAAUUUUAAAAGCCAAAAAACUUCAGAGGCAGGCCAGGACAGGAAAUAACUUCGUAAAGCGCAGACCAGGUCGACCUCGGAAAUGUCCUCUCCAGGCUGUGGUUUCAAUGCAGGCAUUCCAAGCUGCCCAGUUUGUCAGCCCAGAAUUGAAGGAAACUGAAGAAGGAACAGCACUACACCUCAGUCCUGAUACAGUUACAGAUGUAAUUGAAGCUGUCGUUCAGAGCGUAAACCUGAACCCAGAACAUAAGAAGGGUUUGAAAAGGAAAAGCUGGUUAUUGAAUGAACAGGCCAGGAAGAAGCAGAAACUAUUACCAGAGGAAGAAGAGCAAGAGAAGAAUAAAAGCUUUACUGAAGCUCCAGUUGAAAUUCCCAGUCCUUCUGACACCCCAGCCAAACCUCCCGAACCUGAAAGUACCUUGCAGCCUGUUCUCUGUCUCAUCCCAAGGGAAAAGAAGGCCCCACGUGCCCCAAAGAAGAAAUAUCAGAAAGCAGGGCUGUAUUCUGAUGUUUACAAAACUACAGAUCCAAAGAGCCGAUUGAUCCAGUUCAAGAAAGAGAAACUAGAGUAUACUCCAGGAGAGCAUGAAUAUGGAUUAUUCCCAGCCCCGAUUCAUGUUGGAAAGUAUCUAAGACAAAAGAGAAUUGACUUCCAGCUUCCCUAUGACAUCCUUUGGCAGUGGAAACACAAUCAGCUAUACAAAAAGCCAGAUGUCCCACUAUAUAAAAAAAUUCGUUCAAAUGUCUACGUUGACGUCAAACCCCUUUCUGGUUAUGAGGCUACCACCUGUAACUGUAAGAAGCCAGAUGAUGACACCAGGAAGGGCUGUGUGGAUGACUGCCUCAAUAGAAUGAUCUUUGCUGAAUGUUCCCCCAAUACUUGCCCCUGUGGUGAUCAGUGCUGUAACCAGAGGAUACAGAGGCAUGAGUGGGUGCAAUGUCUGGAACGAUUUCGAGCUGAGGAAAAAGGCUGGGGAAUCCGAACCAAAGAACCCUUAAAAGCUGGGCAGUUCAUCAUUGAAUAUCUCGGGGAGGUUGUCAGCGAACAAGAGUUCAGAAAUAGAAUGAUUGAGCAAUAUCAUAAUCACAGUGACCACUACUGUCUGAAUCUGGAUAGUGGGAUGGUGAUUGACAGUUACCGCAUGGGAAAUGAGGCCCGAUUCAUCAAUCACAGCUGUGACCCGAAUUGUGAAAUGCAGAAAUGGUCUGUUAACGGAGUAUAUCGGAUAGGACUGUAUGCUCUUAAAGAUAUGCCGGCUGGGACUGAACUCACUUAUGAUUACAACUUUCAUUCCUUCAAUGUUGAAAAACAGCAACUUUGUAAAUGUGGCUUUGAGAAGUGUCGGGGAAUCAUCGGAGGCAAAAGUCAACGCAUGAAUGGAGUCAGCAGCAGCAAAAGUAGCCAGCCCGUGAGCACACACAAAAAGUCUGGUCGGUCGAAAGAGAAGAGGAAAUCCAAACACAAGCUGAAGAAAAGGAAAGGUCAUUUAUCUGAAGAAACCAGUGAAAAUGCCAACCCUCCAACAAAAUUAACCCCCCAGUUACAGAUGAAGCCGAUGUCCAAUCGAGAGAGGAAUUUCGUAUUGAAACAUCAUGUAUUCUUGGUUCGAAACUGGGAGAAAAUUCAUCAGAAACAGGAGGAAGUAAAGCAAACUAGUGAUAAUAUUCACUCUGCAUCAUUAUAUACCCGCUGGAAUGGCAUUUGUCGAGAUGAUGGGAAUAUCAAGUCUGAUGUUUUCAUGACCCAGUUCUCUGCCCUGCAAACAGCGCGAUCUGUUAGAACAAGACGCUUGGCGGCUGCAGAAGAAAACAUUGAAGUGGCUCGGGCAGCCCGCUUGGCCCAAAUCUUCAAAGAGAUCUGUGAUGGUAUCAUCUCUUACAAAGAUUCUUCCCGACAAACACUGGCAGCUCCACUUUUGAACCUCCCCCCAAAGAAAAAAAAUGCUGAAUACUAUGAGAAGAUCUCUGAUCCCCUGGAUCUCAGCACCAUAGAAAAGCAAAUCCUUACUGGUUAUUAUAAGACGGUGGAAGCUUUUGAUGCUGACAUGCUCAAGGUCUUUCGGAAUGCUGAGAAGUACUAUGGGCGUAAAUCCCCAAUUGGGAGAGAUGUUUGCCGCCUGCGGAAGGCCUAUUACAAUGCCCGGCAUGAGGCAUCAGCCCAAAUAGAUGAGAUUGUGGGAGAGACAGCAAGUGAAGCAGACAGCAGUGAAACUUCAGUCUCGGAGAAGGAGAAUGGGCAUGAGAAGGACGAUGAUGUUAUCCGCUGUAUUUGUGGUCUCUACAAGGAUGAAGGCCUCAUGAUCCAGUGUGACAAGUGCAUGGUGUGGCAGCACUGUGACUGUAUGGGAGUGAACUCAGACGUUGAACAUUACCUUUGUGAGCAGUGUGAUCCAAGGCCUGUGGACAGGGAGGUGCCCAUGAUCCCUCGGCCCCACUACGCUCAGCCAGGCUGUGUUUACUUCAUUUGUUUGCUCCGAGAUGAUUUGCUGCUUCGUCAAGGUGACUGUGUGUAUCUGAUGAGAGAUAGUCGGCGCACUCCUGAUGGCCAUCCAGUUCGUCAGUCCUAUAGGCUAUUAUCUCACAUUAACCGAGAUAAACUUGACAUCUUCCGCAUUGAGAAGCUUUGGAAAAAUGAAAAAGAGGAACGAUUUGCCUUUGGUCACCAUUAUUUCCGUCCCCAUGAAACCCACCAUUCCCCAUCCCGCCGGUUCUAUCACAAUGAACUGUUUCGUGUGCCACUUUAUGAGAUCAUUCCUCUGGAAGCCGUUGUGGGGACCUGCUGUGUGUUGGACCUUUAUACAUACUGUAAAGGGAGACCCAAAGGAGUGAAGGAGCAAGAUGUCUACAUCUGUGAUUACCGGCUUGACAAAUCCGCACACCUUUUUUAUAAAAUCCACCGGAACCGCUAUCCUGUCUGCACCAAGCCCUAUGCUUUUGAUCACUUCCCCAAGAAGCUCACACCCAAAAGGGAUUUCUCACCUCAUUAUGUUCCAGACAACUACAAGAGGAACGGAGGGCGAUCCUCCUGGAAGUCUGAGCGCUCGAAGCCCCCUCUCAAAGACCUGGGCCAGGAGGAUGAUGCUCUGCCCUUGAUUGAAGAAGUUCUAGCCAGCCAGGAGCAAGCAGCCAGCGAGAUGCACAGCAUGGCAGAGCCAGAACAGGAGCGAGCUGCUGCUGAAAUCAAUGAGGGUGAGAAAAAAGCAGAGGAAAGCAAUCCAGAGGCCCAGCCAGCCUGCACCCCUGAGGAGCGACGGCAUAACCAACGGGAACGACUCAACCAGAUCCUGCUUAAUCUCCUGGAAAAAAUUCCUGGAAAAAAUGCCAUUGACGUGACCUACUUGCUGGAGGAAGGAUCGGGCAGGAAACUGCGAAGGCGUACUUUGUUUAUCCCAGAGAACAGCUUUCGGAAGUGAUCCUCAGGAACAGGAACCUCCUGCAUCUGUGAGCCUGUGGAGCUCAUCAGUCCUGCUCCUGCUCCCUGCGUGUGGACAGGGUGGGAAGGGGCCAUCCAGGCAAGGGCAACGUGGCCAUGUCGUCAAUAUUAGGUACUUAACACACUUUGAGGCUAGUGGAGAGGAAGAGGAAGGGGGUCUGUACAAGACAAUUCAAUUUAAUUAAUUUUCCUCUCCAUUGCAUCACCCUAAUGGUAAUAAUGUAGAAAGGAGGGAGGACCACACUGGGGAGAACCAACACCUGCUGGUACUUGCCUCCCCCAGCAGCUUAGGUUUUUCUGGGUUAUCCUGUGAUCUCACAGGCACUGCUAAGAAGCUGCUUCCUCCACCCAGGUAAAACUCAAUCCAAAGGGAUAGAGCCAGGACCCCCAGCCCUACCCCAUCUGUUCUCCGUUGGCUCCCAGAGCUACCCCGGAGGCAGAAACAGAAAUGCCAGCUGGGACGUCCUCCCACAUCCCUGGUGGGAAUGUUUCUCUCUCCUUUCUGUGCAACCAGGUCAAAGGAAAGCGUGUGUUGAUGGCUCAAAGCACUUAGGGCUACUGCUCCUCUCCCUGCUUCUGCUCCUUCAAACGGAAUUCUGGGACAGGGAGGGCCCCUAUGGGGUCCAAAGGGCAGUGUGUCUUGUAACUAUUUUCAGUUUUUUGUUUCACCCUUCAUAACCUGCCGAACACAUUUUUUUUUCCUAAUGAGAAAGCCAGGCCCCCGCCAACACAUGUGCUGUUUUUGAUGCGCUGUGGUUUCUUGUGUGUCUGCUGUGCUGUGCAAUCAGAAACUAAUUUCACAAUAAAAUCAUUUAACCCCACACAACAGAAACUCUAACCUCCCAACUAAAGUCACUACAUAACCUGUUCAGCAGUAUUCACCUCUCAGAGUAUUUGUUGUGAGUGUAGAUUAUCAACUGAAAACACUACUUUUGUUUUCUUACUUGUACAGGUUCAAUGUUCAUCUCUUAAAGAGACAGUGUUCUCCCUUCCCCUGUAAUCCCACCUCUCCUCCACCCUCCUGAAUGACCUCAUCAUCAGGAGGUAUAUCCAGGGUGUCUCCUUCUCUCCCACUCUUGCCCAGAAGUUACUAGACUAUACUGUCUCUUUAAAAAUGAAAUUUAAAAAGCUUUGCUUUGUUGUCUUUUCAGACAUACAUAUGCAUAUAUGUUUUAGAUGUUCUUAUAAAAGAUGGUUUUUAAAUGUGCCAAGUUGUGUGUAUGUGUGUGUAUAUAUAUGUGUGUGUGUGUGGGUGUGUGUGUAUAUAUAUAUAUAUAUAUAUCUGCUGCGUGAUUGGUAAGCAAUACAAUAGUAAACAUGUCCCCAUUACUUUUUUCUAAUAUUGGACCAAUGCUGUCCUAAUUGUACAUUUUCCCUUAUGAUGACGACGCUCUGACUCGUUUAGGUAGAAACAUUUACCACCUUCCAUUCCAUUGAAUUUUUUUUUUAUUUCCUUUCUGUGUCAUUCUUGAGGGAAAAAAAAAAGAGGCAGGGGAUGCCUAGAUCCCCAUGAGCAGAGAAAAAGCAAAAUAAAUAUUUUAUUAAAGAAAAAAGAGAAUUAAGAAAAUAGUUUGGAGUAUUUUCUUACUGUAGAGAAGCACUGUACAUUACUAAGAGACCUGGGUAUAAGAUCCUCAUGUGUGGAGCUGGAAAAAUCGCAUGUUGAAGCCCAUUUGAGCGGUUUCUUUUGUUUUUCCUUGCAGGGAGUGGGUGGGAGGGAACUGGGACUAGGGGCACUUUGUGGGGGGGGAAGUCUCCUUUUAGUCAAAAGCAAGAAAAUGACAAGAAAGAGAUUAAAAUUCAAUGUUUCCUUUAAUAGUGUUAAAACACUAAAAUUUUAAAAAAGAUAAAAAUUUUAAAAAAACUUUGUAAAAUGCAAAAACAGAAGCAAAAGACACUACGCUCUGUCAUUUUAUCUUUCUUUUGUUGAAAGACUAAAAACAAAUGUUUUUUAGACAAUCAAAUGUUAGGUAAGUGCAAAAACUUGUUUUCUUACUGGUGUAGAAAUUAAUGCCUUUUUUAUUUUUCAGUUAUUUUAUAAUAACAAAAUAUAAGAACCCCCAGCUGCCAGGUGGGUUUUGGUGUUUGAAAUGCGGGACAAAAGCACUACAUCACUGCAAAUAGAUACCAAGUUAGUCUGCAUGUCUGUAGGCUGUGUGAUUGCGGAAAAUAUAAAUGCUGCUAAUAUAUUUCCUUUUUACAAAAGCGUAUCUAAAUAGAUGAUUGUUUUGAUGUUAAUCUUUGUAAAUUAUGUAUUACCAAUUUUAACAUUGGAUGUAAUUGCAUAAAAAGCUUGCAUCUGAAUCCUUGAAAGUCUAGUAUUAAAUGGAAAAAAAACUUUU
Messenger RNA from Ochotona curzoniae (black-lipped pika), 11786 nucleotides. RefSeq names its product ASH1 like histone lysine methyltransferase (gene ASH1L). The record is from RefSeq and is a predicted model, not a curated record. Lineage: Eukaryota; Metazoa; Chordata; Mammalia; Lagomorpha; Ochotonidae. Gene Ontology annotation, molecular function: protein binding; histone methyltransferase activity; chromatin binding. Gene Ontology annotation, cellular component: nucleus. The transcript has 28 exons. The coding region runs from base 530 to 9424 and encodes 2964 amino acids.